GCGCAGAAGCCUCUCGGCAUAGAGUCAGGCAGUCCGUGGUGAAAACUGCGGUAGCGACACUCAAAUCUCGCCAUGAAGACCCGGUUUAGCACCAUUGACAUCCGCGCCGUACUCUCGGAGCUGAAUGCCAGCUUGCUAGGAAUGAGAGUAAACAAUGUUUAUGAUGUGGAUAAUAAGACAUAUCUUAUUCGUCUUCAAAAACCAGACUUUAAAGCUACACUUUUACUUGAAUCUGGCAUACGAAUUCACACGACAGAAUUUGAGUGGCCUAAGAAUAUGAUGCCGUCUAGUUUUGCCAUGAAGUGCCGAAAACAUUUGAAGAGUCGGAGAUUAGUCAGUGCAAAACAGCUUGGUGUGGAUAGAAUUGUAGAUUUUCAAUUUGGAAGUGAUGAAGCUGCUUAUCACUUAAUCAUUGAGCUCUAUGAUAGGGGGAACAUUGUUCUUACAGAUUACGAGUACCUGAUUUUAAAUAUCCUAAGAUUUCGAACUGAUGAGUCAGAUGAUGUUAAAUUUGCUGUUCGUGAACGCUAUCCAGUUGAUCAUGCUAGACCUGUUGAACCUUUGCUUACCUUGGAAAGAUUGACUGAAAUAAUAGCCAGUGCUCCUAAGGGUGAACUACUGAAGAGAGUUCUUAACCCAGUACUUCCCUAUGGAUCAGCUCUCAUUGAGCACUGUCUUAUACAAAAUGGAUUCUCUGGCAAUGUCAAAGUGGAUGAAAAACUUGAAAGUAAAGAUAUUGAAAAAGUACUUGUUUGUCUGCAGAAAGCAGAAGACUAUAUGAAAACAACAUCCGAAUUCAGUGGAAAGGGGUAUAUCAUUCAGAAAAGAGAAGUGAAACCAAGCCUGGAAAUGGAUAAACCAACUGAAGACAUACUCACGUAUGAGGAAUUUCAUCCUUUCUUGUUUUCUCAACAUUCACAAUGUCCAUAUAUAGAAUUUGAAUCAUUUGACAAGGCCGUGGAUGAGUUUUAUUCCAAGAUAGAAGGUCAGAAAAUAGAUUUAAAAGCUUUACAGCAGGAAAAACAAGCAUUGAAGAAAUUAGAUAAUGUUCGAAAGGAUCACGAAAACAGAUUAGAAGCUCUUCAACAGGCUCAGGAAAUAGAUAAACUUAAAGGAGAGCUCAUAGAAAUGAACCUGCAAAUAGUUGACAGAGCUAUUCAGGUUGUUCGAAGUGCUUUAGCCAACCAGAUAGACUGGACAGAAAUUGGGGUAAUUGUGAAAGAAGCCCAAGCUCAAGGAGAUCCCGUUGCAAAUGCAAUCAAAGAAUUAAAAUUACAAACGAAUCAUGUUACAAUGCUGCUAAGAAAUCCGUACUUGUUAUCAGAGGAUGAAGAUGAAGAUGUUGAUGGUGACAUCAAUGUUGAGAAAAUUGAAACUGAACAACCAAAAGGAAAAAAGAAAAAGCAAAAGAAUAAACAACUGCAGAAGCCUCAGAAAAAUAGGCCAUUACUUGUUGAUGUUGAUCUCAGCUUAUCAGCAUAUGCCAAUGCCAAAAAGUAUUAUGAUCACAAGAGAUAUGCUGCUAAGAAAACACAAAAGACUGUUGAAGCUGCCGAGAAGGCAUUCAAAUCAGCAGAAAAGAAAACAAAGCAAACCUUAAAAGAAGUUCAAACUGUUACCUCUAUUCAAAAAGCAAGAAAAGUAUAUUGGUUUGAGAAAUUUCUGUGGUUCAUUAGCUCAGAAAACUAUCUGAUUAUAGGCGGACGAGAUCAGCAACAGAAUGAAAUAAUUGUGAAAAGAUACUUGACAUCAGGGGACAUUUAUGUACAUGCUGAUCUUCAUGGAGCUACUAGCUGUGUAAUUAAAAAUCCAACAGGAGAACCCAUUCCCCCUCGGACCUUGACUGAAGCUGGCACAAUGGCACUUUGCUACAGUGCUGCCUGGGAUGCCCGAAUUAUCACCAGUGCCUGGUGGGUGUACCAUCAUCAGGUGUCUAAAACAGCACCAACUGGAGAAUAUUUGACAACAGGAAGCUUCAUGAUAAGAGGAAAAAAGAAUUUUCUCCCUCCCUCAUAUCUAAUGAUGGGGUUUAGCUUCCUAUUUAAGGUAGAUGAGUCUUGUGUUUGGAGACAUCGGGGUGAACGAAAAGUCAGAGUGCAGGAUGAAGACAUGGAGACGCUGGCGAGUUGCACAAGUGAACUCAUAUCAGAGGAAAUGGAACAGCUAGAUGGAGGUGACAGUAGUAGUGAAGAGGAGAAAGAGGAAUUACACGAAACUCCUAUGGAAGUGGAACUCGUUGACCAGGAGGGUGUCACUAUUCGGAGUGGUAGAGAUGAGCUUACUGAAGAACUCCUUCAUGAGGAAAGCUCUGAAGAUGAAGGAGAAUCUGAGGAAGUAGUGAAGGAUCAGGAACCUGUUGGUGAAGUCAAGGAUGACGGAGAAGAGACGUUCAAUUACCCAGACACUACCAUUGACUUGUCCCACCUUCAGUCCCAAAGGACUCUACAGAAAUUGGCUUCAAAAGAGGAACCUUCUAAUAUGAGUGACAGUAAAUUACAGAGCCGGAGACAUUUGUCAGCUAAGGAAAGAAGGGAAAUGAAGAAGAAAAAGCUUCCAAGUGACUCAGGGGAUUUAGAAGUGAUAGAGGGAAAGGACAAAGAAAAAGAAAAUGCUCUACACAUUGAAACUCAGCAGAACACAAGCAAGAAUGCCCCGGCUGUGCAGCCAAUGAAGCGAGGACAAAAGAGUAAAAUGAAAAAAAUGAAGGAAAAAUAUAAAGACCAAGAUGAAGAAGACCGUGAACUCAUCAUGAAAUUGCUGGGGUCUGCAGGUUCAAACAAAGAAGAAAAAGGAAAAAAGGGGAAGAAAGGUAAAAUAAAGGAUGAACCAGUGAAGAAACAGCCCCAGAAGCCUAGAGGUGGACUAAGGACCUCAGACACCAUAGUAAAAGAAACCCCCUCUGUUGAGGUUGUAACUCAUGAGUUACAAGACUUGGCUGUGGAUGAUCUACACGAUGACAAGAUAGGUUAUCUCCAGAGAUUUUUUAAUGAAGAGCAAGAUCUGGAUCAACAGAGAAAUGAGGAAAACCUGUUUGACUCUUUGACAGGACAGCCACAUCCUGAAGAUAUACUACUGUUUUCCAUUCCAAUAUGUGCCCCUUACACCACCAUGGUAAACUAUAAAUACAAAGUGAAACUUACUCCUGGAGUUCAGAAAAAGGGGAAAGCUGCAAAAACUGCCUUGAAUAGUUUCAUGCAUUCCAAAGAAGCAACUGCACGAGAAAAAGACUUAUUCCGCAGCGUUAAGGUAAAUGAUUCCCUCCAGGACUUUCUGGAGACUGGUGUUGCCACUAAAAAUGUCAGCAGUAUAAUUUGCUCUUUUUUGUUCUUGCUUUAUUUAGUAGUUGCAAGCUGCAGCUGUUGUUUUGAUAGAAAAUGCUGUCUUACUAGAAGCAGUAUAAAAUAAGUAAAAUCACUUCAAGUGAAAAUUUUGGAAAUGCCUUUGUUUUGACAGCAGAGGAUACAUAAUUAUCAUAAAAAUAUGAUUAACCAUAUAGAAUGUGAAGAUAUGAAGAUAUUUAGCAAUUCUCUUUUUUUAGGACACGGAUUUAUCAAGAAAUAUUCCUGGCAAAGUGAAAGUGUCUGCACCCAAUCUUCUGAAUGUAAAAAGGAAAUAGCUGAAAUGAAAUCCUAAAAUAUUUGGGAAGAGCCGAUUUAUAGCCUUUUGGAAGUUCAGAUGAAAAUACCAUGUAACAAGACUUCCGCAUUUGAAAAUUAACGAUACAUUGCCUUGCUAUGUUCGCUAAAAGGACUUAUUCUUGUUUUUUCCAGUUUUAUAGAGAGGAGACACUGUCUAUGAUAGGAUUUCCUAAAAUAUUUGUGGAUAGUUAAACGCUAAUUGUAUACAUCUGUAGUUAUUCUACAUUUUCUUGAAAUUUGGGGGGGCUAAUAUUCAUUUCAUGUUGUAAAGAAACUGAAUAGUGAAAUGGCUCAAUUGCUUAGACUAUUGACUUGGUAGUCUAUUGUAUAUAUAAGGUCUAAUAUAUCUAUUACUCACAGGCCAA
Hipposideros armiger (great roundleaf bat) is the source of this 4003-nucleotide messenger RNA. RefSeq names its product nuclear export mediator factor (gene NEMF). Gene Ontology annotation, molecular function: tRNA binding; ribosomal large subunit binding. The transcript is spliced from 33 exons. The record is from RefSeq and is a predicted model, not a curated record. Gene Ontology annotation, biological process: rescue of stalled cytosolic ribosome; ribosome-associated ubiquitin-dependent protein catabolic process. The coding region runs from base 73 to 3405 and encodes 1110 amino acids. Lineage: Eukaryota; Metazoa; Chordata; Mammalia; Chiroptera; Hipposideridae. Gene Ontology annotation, cellular component: RQC complex.